Messenger RNA from Magnolia sinica, 1677 nucleotides. Its product is annotated as F-box protein At3g07870-like. Bases 123 to 1265 code for a protein of 380 amino acids. The record is from RefSeq and is a predicted model, not a curated record. Lineage: Eukaryota; Viridiplantae; Streptophyta; Magnoliopsida; Magnoliales; Magnoliaceae. The transcript has 2 exons. Gene Ontology annotation, molecular function: protein binding.
UUACGCAUUUGGUGGCAUUCCAAGACAAAAACGCAAAAAACAAACCGUUUUUGUUUUUUGUUUUUAUUUGAAAUACAUAUCAAGGCAUUAAAUUUAGGAUUUCUGUAAAUGAAGAGGAAGAAAUGGAGAGUUCCGGAUAUCAGAAAUUCGCGUCCGAUAUUAGGGUUUCAGCGAAAGAGAUGAAGAAGAGCAAGAUGCAUGAUCUUCCAACGGAUAUCAUGGUUAAAAUCUUUUCAAGACUCUCUGUAAAAUCUCUCUCCAGGCUCAAGUGCGUAUGCACCUUCUGGCGCGCGAUAAUCUCUGAUCCUGAUUUCUUGUCCACACACCAUGAUCGAGCUGCAAGGGAACCUCUCUUCCUAUUCUUUACACUCAGUCAAGAAGACAACGAAGGUUUAUGUAACAUCCACCUAUCCUCAGUAGACCAGCAGGGAAGGGUCCUAAACACCUUCACAAACAAGGUUGCCGGUUUCGUGCACUCAUUGCAUACCUGUGCUGAUUUGGUGUGCUUCGCCGGAAGGAACCGCAUCUAUGUAUGCAAUCCAAGCACUGAAGAAUUUGUAACCCUUGGACAGGCUUCAAAAUGGACUUAUUAUCCCCGUUAUGCGUUGGGUCUCGGAUAUUCGUCUUCCUCCAAGGCAUACAAAGUCGUCCAUUUGUUCACUUAUUAUGUAAGUGGCAAUGAGGUAGGUCAUCUCAGAAUAGGAUGUGAGGUUUUUACUAUAGGUUGCACCGAUUCCUCAUGGAGAAGAGUUGAGGAUUGCCCGUAUAAUGUCUUUGGCUUAUGCCCUCCGCCUUUCGUCGAAGGAUCCCUACAUUGGCUUAUUAGUGGUUACUCCGAUGAUGAAGUUAUAGUUUCAUUCAAUGUCGAUAGAGAAGAGUUUAGAGUGGUUCAGCAUCCAGAAUUCUGUUCCAGUUCCAAUUGCCGCAGGGGGCCGUCGCGAUUGGUGGAGUUGGGAGGGUGUUUGUGCCUGCUAGAACAUAUUCAACUGUUGAAAUUCAACAUAUGGACGUUGAAGGACUACAAGAAUCACAUUUGGGUAAAGGAACAUACUGUCAACUUUCCACCCCAGCCUAGUGGUUACUUCUUUGUCAAUCCUAGAGCCAUUCGAAGUGAUGGGGCAAUCUUGAUGGAGAUGCCUCAUGAAAGUUUGGAUUACUACGAGCCAGAAAAUGGGAAUCUUACUAGGGUUGACAGAAUUGAAGUGGAGCGAGGGUUCCAAUUCAGCUAUUAUGUAGAAAGUUUCUACUCAUUGGGAAGUAGAUGAUUUUCUUGAUCUUUCUAUCUUCAAGUUGCAGGGAUAUUACUAGCUUGAACUACUUUGUCCCAAGAGUUUUCAUGGACUAUCUGCAUCUCCUGACCCAAAUUGGAGCUUGGAUGCCCACAUCUCAGAGCUAAAUGUCUUAGAACUAAAGGUCAUUGGUUCUGUGUGCUUGCCCACUGUCAACAAAAUUGAAGUUUCCAUAAGAACUCUUGCUUCUCGUUUGUUUAAUUUAUUCUUGCUUGGUGAUUGACUUUAAAAAAAGAAAAGGAAAAGAAAAAUAAAAAAAUAAAAAAUCCAGCUGCUUGAUGUGGUGACUUUUUUAACCUUGUAAGAAGAUAAUGAAUGCUUUUAUUUUAUUGAAUUGUUUGUUUAAAAUGAUUGUACUUGUGGAAUCUAAGCACAGAAGAAUUCAUAA